GAAUUUUGGACGAUACAACCUACAACAUGAUGAACACCCCUCGGUGCGGAUUAUCCGAUGUCGACCCCGAUAACCCGGAUAACGAUCCGAACUCGGAUUCGCUGGAGAGCCUCGCAGCUAGGCGUAGAAAAAGAUACGUACUCACUGGUAACAAAUGGGAAAGGAACGAUCUCAAGUGGCGCCUUAAUGACGGAACGAGCGACCUUGAAAGAACCCACGUAACAAAUAUUAUGAAUAAUGCCCUCCAGUACUGGGAAGAUGCCUCUGCUUUGGAUAUUACUGAGGGAACCGGCAGUGACGCGGAGAUCCAAGUAUCAUUCGAAGAUGGCGCACACGGUGACAAUGCUCCUUUUGAUGGGCCCGGUGGUACGCUUGCGCAUGCGUACUACCCGACAUCUCCCCCAGUUAGCAUCGCGGGCGACGCCCACUUUGAUGACGGUGAAACUUUUACGGAUGGUUCAAGUUCAGGAAUAAACCUGUUACAGGUUGCCACACACGAGUUCGGACACAGCUUGGGUCUCGACCAUUCUGAUGUUAGGGGUGCCGUGAUGUUUCCCUUCUAUUUAGGUUACAAUGCGACUUUUGCUCUUGAUCGUGAUGACAUCGCCGGUAUACAAGCUAUAUAUGGCGUAAACACUAAUGAUCCUGAGCAGCCUGAUGGAUCAGGCGCCGAUUGUUUCCCUAUAACCAUAACAUGGGCGACGAGUACUCAAGAUGGCAGGCAUUAUCUAUGCAACGCCACAUACUGUUAUAGAAUGUCCAGUAACACAAUUGAUGCCGGGUAUCCUAAACGGAUCCAAGAAGACUUUCCCGGACUACCCGAUGGUCCGGAUGCUUCUUUCUACUACCCGACCUCUGGAAAAACAUACGUCUUUAAGGGAAGUGAAGUCUGGCGCAUGUCAAACCAAAGCAUCGACUCCGGAUAUCCCAAAAGUAUUGAAUCCGAGUUUCCCGGUAUACCGAGUGACUUGUCCGCUGCAUAUAUCUGGCAUACCAACAAUAAAAUCUACUUUGUGAAAGAUACCGAGUACUACCGCGUCUCUACCCCUGGAGGUGGAGUCGAUCUCGAUAUCGACAACCCCUAUCCAAGACUAUUCUCAGCAUGGUGGCGAGGUCUCCCAAGCACCAUCGACGCCGCUUUCCAAUGGCACUGGAGCGAUGCCGAGACCUACAUGUUCGCCGGUUCCCAGUAUUACCGACUUCACCCUUUCAGAUCCGAGGUGUUGAUUAGUGUGCCGCCUUAUCCGAGAGAGACCGCGGUGUAUUGGUUCGAUUGUGAUCCGACUGAUGGUAUAAGCGACGGCGGGUUCAAUGCAGGGAUCAGAGCUGUGGAGUUACCAUCCGUGGUGGCAGUCAUGAUUGUCAUGUUCCUGAAUACCUUAUGGGUUCUCAAUUGAUUUGGGAGAAUUUCUGAAGAGGGAUGAUUUCAAAGCAAUAUGAGAAAACAAGAUUAUGAAUUUAACCCAGAUGACUUUUUUAAAUCUGUCAAUGUAUUUCAAAAUUCACAAAGAUAGAAAGAUGCAUGUAGAUAACUGGUUUAUUGAUUAAAAAAAAUCAUUGCGGCAUAGCCGAAUUGCGGUGAGUAUACUGAAGCAUAUACUUUCAUUAAAAACAUUAUAAUAUAAAAAAGGAAAUAUAAGUUAAAUGUGUAUCCCAUAUCGUAAAUUCAUAAUUUCAUAAAAAGGGAACAUAUCUUGAACACAACGGAGAAAAGUGAGAAGUUCGGUUAAAAUGUUUUUAUCAUUCAGUCUUUGAUAACACAUAGUUUAGCCAUCUUGAGUGUUAAUGAGUGGUAAGUAAGUUACGUUAAGCUUACUUCCAUGCAAAGUAUGAAGUCCAAGAUUUGGCAUAAUUUAGAAAAGAGGGACGGACUUUGCCUCAUAGAAAAGGGUGGGAAAAGACAAAAAGAAAACAAUGAAUAAUAACCUGAAUUAUCAUUUGACUUUCGUAAUUCGAUUUCAAUAUAUUUAUCCAAUUCUUAAUUCAAUUCAGUUAAUCAAAUUCACGAGAAAUAUAUGUGUGCAAGACACGGUUAUCUAUAUGAUUUAUAUGAUAUUGACAAAAAGUAAGUUUUCCUAAAUUCGUGAUCACCAGUCGACUUUAUGAAGUUAUAUAGGGCUCAGAAUAUGACUCAAAUGUAAAUGGCCAUAGUGAUCGCAGUAACCAUACAUUGCUAUGAGAAUUUUGCAAAAGUAAGCGAAAUGACAAAGUAAAAAAAUGAAAUCUUACGAAAGAGAAUAUUAUAACAUUGACCGAUCGUGAAGUCUUCCUUAUCCAUUUGCAUGAAAUUUGCACUGUAAAAACGCUGUUUAAGAUUUUAAGCACGUUG
This is a messenger RNA of Lytechinus variegatus (green sea urchin), 2329 nucleotides long. RefSeq names its product stromelysin-3-like. The record is from RefSeq and is a predicted model, not a curated record. The coding region runs from base 27 to 1397 and encodes 456 amino acids. NCBI's taxonomy places the organism in Eukaryota, Metazoa, Echinodermata, Echinoidea, Temnopleuroida, Toxopneustidae. Gene Ontology annotation, biological process: proteolysis; collagen catabolic process; extracellular matrix organization. The transcript is spliced from 7 exons. Gene Ontology annotation, cellular component: extracellular matrix. Gene Ontology annotation, molecular function: zinc ion binding; metalloendopeptidase activity.